Molecule: messenger RNA, 1052 nt
Organism: Phlebotomus papatasi
Lineage: Eukaryota; Metazoa; Arthropoda; Insecta; Diptera; Psychodidae
Exons: 2
Coding region: 225-566 (113 amino acids)
Source: RefSeq, a predicted model, not a curated record
UUUUGAACAUUUAACACGGACAAAAAUGUUAUAUCCAUCCAUUUAUUGAAAAAAGAGCUACUUCAGUGGAGCUAAUUAUACUAUCGAACGAACAAAAAACUUGUUUUGUCUCUCGCAUCUAACAAAAAAAAAUCAAGAAAAACGUUGGUCUUUGAGUAUUUGUGCUGAAGAGCUCCGAUAAUAAAAUUGAUCAAAAUUUCUCGCGAAAUAGUGCAAAAACAAAUAUGAAUAGAAAUAGAAAGAACCAAAGUGAGAUGGCUGAGAGGAUUCUGUAUCUUGAGGAAGAGAAUAGAAGACUGAAUCAGCUAAAUUCUACUCUAAAACGUGAAAUAACCGAUCUACGUAACAUCGUGCAGGAGUUUUUGGUGGAGUCAACAAAAACUCAGAGUGAAUUAUUUGCAUAUUUUAUCAAAGAUUUGAAUAAACCACCUGAUUCCACAUACCUUUUUCAUAGGCUGCCAGCCUCUCAAUUCUGCCCAGGCGAUACACCUCAUCCCAAUUUUACAAAUCGAAUGGCUGCUUUGAAUGAACGUGAUGAAGAUGAGAUAAAAGUGGAUUCAGAUUAAAAAAAGACUAGGCGUUUAGGUUAAUUCUAUCAUUUAUUUCUAGUAUAUCUCCAUAUAAACAUUCUUCCCUAACAUAAAACAUUAUUAUUAAAAAAAAGUCAAAAAAACAUAACAUUUACAAUGAUAAUCGCGCCUUGAGAGAGAUGAUUGCGCGAUUCUUCUGGGGAUUUUUUUUUCUUCUCAAUUUCCCCUUAUUUUAUCAAAGACACACACCAUUGUUAUCUACGCAUCGUUGAAAAUGAAUUCAUUCAUAAAACCAAGGCGCUUUUGAUGCAAAGAAAACCCUCAGUUUAGAAAAUUGUAAUAAAUGUAUAUAUUUCUUGUGUGAGGAGCACAGAGGGUAAAAGGAGAAUAGGGAUGUUUAAUACAAAAAUUGAUUGGUUCAAUCUCUCUCUCUCUCUCUCUCUCAAGAUUAAUGCAUUAAUGAAUCGUCUUUGUACUUGAAUAAUUAAAUAUACAAUAAAUUGUUUUCUUUUUAAGGAGAAA